Cylindrotheca closterium is the source of this 2721-nucleotide messenger RNA. The record is from the annotation of a GenBank genome assembly. NCBI's taxonomy places the organism in Eukaryota, Bacillariophyta, Bacillariophyceae, Bacillariales, Bacillariaceae.
AUGAAGCUCCCCGUUGCCAUACUUGCUACCAUACUUGGAGUCGUCACUGCACAAGAUGCCACUGAUUUCUCCUCGAUAGUCCAAAAUGGAGCUUAUACAACCUUGCUUCAAGCGCUCAACGCAUCAGGGAGCGACUCCGUGAUCUUUCAGAACUUACCUGUGACGAUCCUUGGUCCGACCGAUGAAGCUUUUGCUUUCGCAUCACCGCUGAUCGAUGACCUCAGCGAUGAGGAACUUAUCCAAAUCCUUCUAGACCAUGUGGUGCUUGGUCUAAACUAUACAAAACAAAAUUUGGAAGAGGCCGGAGGAUGUGUCAUUGCCACGACUGCUGGAGGGACAGAGGUUUCCAUUUUCCUCGAUCCCUCGAGUGGUUCCAUGGACGUGGAUGGUAUUCCAAUUGUGGAUCAAGACGUGAUCGGAGAAUUUGGAGUGCUUCAUGGCAUUGAGAGCGUGAUCAUUCCAGGGCAGCAUUCCCUUGUGGAUUGUCCGGAACCAAGUCCACCAGCCGACUUUACGCCCAUUACGCGUCUUGGUCGAUACGACACUUUUAUUAGUGCUCUCAACCAAACGGAUUUGACAUCUCUUCUCGGCCAAUACGAUGCUAUCAUUAUUGCGCCGACGGACGAGGCGUUUGCUGCUGCAAAUAUUGCGGAUGGCGAGCUGGAGGAGAUUUUGCAAAAUCAUUUGAUUGCUUCAUAUGGACUGUAUUCCUAUGAUCUGAUCAAUAGAGAAUGUGUGGAAACAAGUACUCUCGGGGGACUCCGAGUUGCCUUCCGCUACGAUGCAUUAACAAGUGCCUUUUCUAUCAAUGGCAUUCCACUAAACAAUGAUAUCGACAUUGAGGGCAACUUUGGAAUCAUGCACGGUAUUGAUGGGGUACUUAUGGAUGGAUCUUCUCAGUUCACCAGCUGUUUUGACUUUUCUGAUGUGACUAGAAAUGGGAACUACAACACGCUUCUUGGCGCAUUGGAACAGACAAAUUUUACAGAGAUGAUUGCAGGUGCUGCCCCAGUCACCAUAUUCGGGCCGACAGACACAGCAUUUGCUGCGGCUCAAGAGACUAUCAACUCGCUAUCUGCCGACGGUCUCAAAGCCGUACUUGACAACCAUGUGAUCCUGUUUGACAAUAUCAUUUCAGAGCGGCUAACACUUACAGGAUGCAUUGAUCGGGUCAUGGAGGGAGGGAUGAGAGUAGACAUCCGGUAUGACAGCGAAACUGAGUCCGCAACGAUAAACGGCAUUCCUAUAGUUGAAUUUGACAUUCAAGGGAACUAUGGCGUGCUGCAUGGGAUUGAAGGUAUUCUCCUUGAGGGCGAAACGCCAUAUUCUCCUUGCGUCGACUUUUCAUCUGCUAUCGAAAGCGGCAAGUACACUUUGUUCCUUUCCGCUCUAAAUGAGACUGGAGAGGUCGAUACCAUAACUCAACUCCGGCCCGUGACUCUAUUCGCACCAAUUGACGAAGCAUUUGCCGCACUGGACUCUCCAUUGUCCACAUUUGAAAUCAUUAUCAACCACGUCAUCUACUCUGAUGACGCGUUUCUGUCGGGCUGUGUAGAUGUACAAACGGCUGGAGGAAUGAACGUUGACAUCAGAUACGAUAGCGAGACCGGCGUAGGAACUGUCAAUGGUAUCCCCAUUGUUGAAUUUAACAUUACUGGAAACUUUGGUGUGUUGUAUGGUAUUGAUGGCAUUCUCAUUGAAGGUGUCACGCCAUACACUCCGUGUACUGACUUUUCACCUAUCAGGCAAGCCGGCAACUAUGCCACUUUUCUGAAUGUACUCAACGAGACCAAAAAAAAUGAGUUCAUUUCGAUUCAAUCACCACUCACCUUUUUUGGGCCGACCGAUAGCGCUUUCUCGUUGGCCGGGGAUGCAAUUGCUACAUUGACAGAGGACGAGCUAGUCUUGGCAUUGGACAACCAUAUCCUUGCGUAUCCAUCUGACGUAACAGUGGAAUAUGUAAAGUCACAAGGCUGCGUUGACCUAUUUUCCUUUGGUGUUUUGGAAAUCAGUAUCAGUUAUAAUGAAACUACUGGCAAUAUGACAGUUAAUGGUAUUCCUGUUGUGAAUGCUGAUGUAUUCGGUGAAUAUGGGGUAAUGCAUGGAAUUGAUGGCGUUCUCGGUAUCGAUGGUGAAUACUUUCCUUGUGCUUUUGAAGAUGAUGAUUUCUUCUCCACGCCUGAAGGACCUACUUUCGAUACCCUUGAAGAACUUGUAACAGAGUUCCAAAGACCACUUUUCACUGCUGUGUUGGCUGCGGGUGAAACCAGUGCGACCAUCUUUGGCCCUGACGACUUCGCAUUUGCAGCAAUUGGCGAACCUGGGACUGCAGAGGAAAACCUCGAAAUUCUGAAAGGCCACGUAGUAGUAGGAACGUACACAAGCGAACAAAUCAAGGCCCAAGGAUGUGUUGUCCUUGACACUUUGGCAGGAACCAAGAUUCGAGCCAUGUACGUGGCAGAACAGAGUGAUAGUGAUACUGAGGGUACUGUGAUGGUCAAUAACGCAAAGGUCAUUGCAAGGUUAGAUGGAGACGGGGCUGUUAUCCAUGGAAUCGACAAGGUCAUUUUCCCUGAAUUGUUUGACGACUGCCCAGCGGAGUCUACCAUGGCUCCUACUGUAGCAGCAUCAACUGAAUCUCCUCCAGUCACCACGUCGGCUGCCUUUGCAUCGAAAUUGAUUUUUGUCUUUUGCUGUAUCAUUGUACUGAUUGCUCUAUAG